AUGGCCACACCAGACGAGUCCAAGCAGACCCUUAAGGCAUCACUCAGGCGUCUUACUCGUCCAUUCCGACUCUCGAAACCAGAGCUCGAGUCUACUUUGUCCACAGAAUCUUCCACUACGGCUAGUAUCGAUAGACUCAUAACCCUGCCAAUCUUCCAGUACAACCUUCUGGAUACGCAUAAAAAGAGCGUCAGGCUACUGGAAAUACUUCCGGGGUCAGAUUUUGAGCCGAUUAGCGUAAGGCUAUUACAUUGCGAUCUAGAGGACAAACCCCGCUACAUCGCACUGUCUUAUACGUGGGACCAGGGCAGUCAGGAGAAGUAUAUCCAAUGUCAAGGGACGAAGAUUGGGGUGGGUGAGAACUUGUGGCAGUUUCUUCACCAAUAUCGGCAAAAGACGUCUAUCGAACAGUAUCGCGAGAAAAGCCCGGAUAGCACUUUCCGGCUUUGGAUAGACGCUGUGUGCAUAAAUCAGAAUUCAAACGCAGAAAGGAGCCAUCAGGUGUCCCUGAUGCGCGAUAUAUACAUGGGAGCGGACUCUGUUAUUGUCUGGCUCGGCCUUGCCCAGAAGAAUGACGAGUUAGCGUUCUUGCUCACACGAUAUCCAAACCUUCUCAGUGUCGAUGAGAUUUCGACAGCUUUAAUUCAGCUCCUCAACAAGUCGUAUUGGAGUCGUGUAUGGGUGGUUCAAGAGUUUGUUCUUGCAAAAACCGUAAAGAUAUGGUGCGGCGAGUUUCAAGCAGACGCCGCUGAUUUUGAGAGUCUCUGGCACGAUGAUCGAUCGACAAUAGGACUAUCUUCACUGUCACAACAGAUCCUCGACAGUGGUGGAUGGCUGCUCUUUUCUCAUAGGCGGGAUUUCCGACAUUCACGAGUGUACAAGAGGAAGCCCCACGGUGGAAGAAAUAGCAAAACGCUGAAGGCAACCUUUCGGCUUCGCGAUCUUCUCCAGUCAUUUUCCUCGUCAAAAAGUAGCGAAGUGAACGACAAGGUUUAUGGCUUCCUGGGCAUUGCUACAACUGGGCCCGGAGAGCCAAUCCGACCGGACUAUUCGAAAACCCCCGUCGAGCUUCUCGUGGAUGUGCUUCGCAACCAGGGCAAUGAAAAGACGGCCAGUGGGGAGGAUGAUAACCACAAUUUUGUUACUCUCCUCAUGAGCAGGCUUAAUGUAUCCCGCAUGCAAUUCGCAAGGCACGUAAUACAAAACUCUCCUGAAAUGGAGCCAUUCAUCUACGUCCUUGCUAAUGCUGGCUUCAUGGUGGCCUCACUCUCUCUUCCGGGCACCAUCGUCGAGAUAGGGUCCUCGGUACACCGGGCAGAGGCGUUUCAGGAGAACAUGUGGAUGGCGGGCAGCUUAUCAAGAUCUCCAAUGCAUCCUGGAGGUUUGUCGAAUUCAGACAUUCGAGAUCUGGGCUCUCUCGCUACGUUCCCAGAGACUCGACUUGCUUUGGAGUUCGAGGAUUAUCAUAUUGAGAACGCUGUACAUCGAGGCAGGUCUGAAAAGCUCCGCCAAUGCUCUGUUGCGAAGUCCACCAAUACCAUUAUUCAAAGUCUAAUAGACCAAAACCGGCGCGGCAAAGAAAGUAUACUCGAGGAAGUUCAAGAAAGAUCGCAGAUUGACAGCAAAGAUCUUCGACAGAUAUUCUCGCGCAGUUUUAGCAAUGGCACCGCCCUGAUUUCGAGCGCAUGGCAGAGACAAUCCGAAUGGGACACUCAAGCUCGCUAUGAGCAAUACACAACCUUCAUGGGGACCAACAACAUCAUUGGCAUCCUCUGCACAAGUGGCAGUCCAAACGCCCCGCAGGUGAUGCCUGACGACUACAUAUGUGUCUUCUCUGAUGACAUUGUAUCCAAAAACGCCCUCAUAAUUCAGCAUGAUGAGAUGGAACAGCGAUGGAUCAUCGUCGGCUUCGCAGUCAUAACCACUUCGAUAUCAGACACUGAGCCUCGCGGCGUUGUGCACUUUUGCUUCCACUGCCACUUGACAGACAUCCUCGAGCUCAGUCGUUGCGGUAUACUAAGCGAGACUCAGCUUGAACGGCUGCUCAAACAGUCUUUAGAGGAUGGUAAUAUUGGAGACAUCCACCAGUGUAGUCUUGGAAUUGAACGCUACCCCGUUCUGGAGUUUGGGUUGUAG
This is a messenger RNA of Cucurbitaria berberidis CBS 394.84, 2136 nucleotides long. RefSeq lists its product as uncharacterized. NCBI's taxonomy places the organism in Eukaryota, Fungi, Ascomycota, Dothideomycetes, Pleosporales, Cucurbitariaceae. The coding region runs from base 1 to 2136 and encodes 711 amino acids. The record is from RefSeq and is a predicted model, not a curated record. The transcript is spliced from 2 exons.